Molecule: messenger RNA, 3683 nt
Organism: Rhincodon typus (whale shark)
Lineage: Eukaryota; Metazoa; Chordata; Chondrichthyes; Orectolobiformes; Rhincodontidae
Gene: mrps16
Product: mitochondrial ribosomal protein S16
Exons: 4
Coding region: 167-592 (141 amino acids)
Biological process (GO): mitochondrial translation
Cellular component (GO): ribosome; mitochondrial small ribosomal subunit
Molecular function (GO): structural constituent of ribosome
Source: RefSeq, a predicted model, not a curated record
CUAUCAGAGUUGGGCUAGGGUUCCACUUCCGGGUCAGAGUGUAGUGAGAUGGCGGUGCGCAGUGUUCGGUGCUGAAGAGCAACGGCGAGGGAGAGUGGGAGAGUGAAAGAGUGAAAGGUGGCCAAGAGUCGAAGCUUUGAAGGUGUAAAUUUAGAAGAGAAAAAUCAUGGUUCAUCUCUCCUCUAAUCUGCUCAAAUAUUAUCACCGGGGAUUUGUGUGUAUCCGCCUGGCUUUGGGUGGCUGUACAAAUCGACCCUUCUACCGAAUUGUUGCAGCACACAACAAGAGGGCCAGGGAUGGCAAAUACCUGGAGCAGCUCGGCUCAUAUGACCCAAUGCCCAACAUCUUCAACGAGAAGUUAGUCAGUUUUAACUUCGAGAGGAUCAAGUAUUGGCUGGCCUGUGGGGCACACAUGACAAAGCCUGUUGAAAAACUAUUAGGUCUGUCUGGGUUUUUCCCUCUGCACCCUAUGACUGUGACUGGGGCAGAGCGAUUUCACAAGAAGCAGGCACUAAUGGCCCAAACUAUGUCCAUGGAAGAGCCUUUGGAAGCUACAGAGGAUGAACAGCAAGCACCUAAUCCCCAGAGUUAGCAGAGCAAUUGCUGGAGAUGGACAUUAACAGCUGCCAAAGCUUCCCUGAGUGUCAUCUGUAACAAGCUGAGGAGAAACUCUGCCUGAUUCCAGCUGUGUCCACAUGACAGCAAACAGUGUCAAGGGGCUUAAUUGCUGUCCAACUAAGGCAGCUGUAAAGAGCACACUUAAAAUAGUGACCUUCAAUAUUAACAAAAACAAAUUGCUAGAGAAACUCAGCAGGUCUGGCAGCAUCUGUGGUAAAGAAAGCAGAGUUAGCGUUUUGAGUCCAGUGACUCUUCAAUAGAUGCUGCUAGACUUGCUGAGUUUCUCUAGCUCUUUCUACUUUUGUUUUGGAUCCCCAGCAUCCACAAUGCUUUGUUUAACUUUUGACCUUUAAUAUUAUGUAUCUCCUAGUCUCAACUUUGUGUUAGAUAUUUCUGAAUGCUGUCUUCAAACACAGACCAGGUUAGGUACGGUAGGGUUUAAGCUGGGCGUUUCGGUUUGAUCAAAUGAUAAUGGGAUUAUUCUUCAUUCCUGUUAGAGGUCACUGAAUCCCACCAACAGCAAUCAUUUUGGGAUUGAGACUUCAAAUUUAACACUGUGAUUCUUGCUGCUUUUGAAGUAUUCCAAUUGUUUCUGCUCAUCCAUCCCUCCUUUCCUCAUCCCUCAACCUUUAGCCCAGCUUCCUUUUCCUUAGCUGCAGCCAGCAAAUUGUCCUGGGCCUGUGCUGUAUUAGGCCACAUAUAGAAUUACACAGAAAUUCAGCCCCAUAGGUCUCUACCGGUGUUUAUACUCCACACAGCCUCCUGUAAAAGUUGUCUAACCCCAAUCAGCAUAUUCCUCUUUUUUAAUCCCCUGUUAUUAAGCUGACCGUUAAAAGUUUCCCAGCAUAAUGCCAAAAUAUGAAAUUCCAGCCACUUUUAGAAUGGGCAGUACCUAGUGUGACCCAGUUGUUGCUGCCCAGCCUGUGUUUGUGUCCAGCAGCUUGCCUUAUGGUGGGACAGGUUCAUCCGUCCUGUAGUGAAUAUGGCCCCUGUUUCUAGGGAUGGGUUAUGAUGUCCCAUCCUCCAUUAUGUAAAUCACAUUCGUUGAAGCUGCAAAGCCUGGCAUCUGAAAUUGAGGCUGGACUAUUUGACUGAUAGCCAUUAAUGCUUGGCACCUGUUGCCCGCCCACAGUAUCUGACCUUUGCUCCUGCUUUUCCGACUAGUUUGAGCUAUGAAAUGCUGCUUCCACCGCCAAAAAGUGGCUUUGUGAUUGACAUAUGACAGAGUUAAUGGUUGUCCCAUGAACCAUAGAGUUUCCAGUGAGGUGCUGGGUUUUGUGACUGAAGUUCAAAAGGGAUGUGUAAUAACUUGCAACCAAACGUCAGAAUAAAUUCAUGCUCACCCCCCCACUCCGCAGCACCCUCAAAGGAGAAGCAGCAGCUCAAGAAGAAAAUGGAAUUUGCAGCAUCAGCUGUGGCUCGGUGCGAACACUUUCACCACAGUCAGAAAGUCCAAACUUGAGUACAAUGCAGGACUGUGGAGCCAUCACUGCCAGUGCAGUCCUCCUCAUGCUUGCAGUUCUCUCAUGCACUAACUCUUCAGUGGUGGGGUAUGGGGCUACAGAUGGGACAGUAGCCAGGCUGCGAAUUGUCUCCAAAUCUGAUCUCUCUUUCUGUUGAAACAGAGCUGCUGGAUGGUUAGUGCAAAACUUGCAGUUGGAGUGUAAACAUUUCAGAAGCCUUUUUUAAAAGCAGUUGGUAGCUGUGUUGAGGACCACUCCAUUCUGACGUUUUGAAGUCUUCCUGUCAUACAUUUUAUGUGAUGGCAGUGAUCAGUAAGAGGCUUUCAUCCAGCAGCCGAGUUGUAGGAGUCCUCCCUGAGUCAGGGUUUGUUCUGAGCGUGGAGUGUAAUACACGUCCUUUGGAAGAGGUGGUUUUGGGUGCUUGUUCCACUUACCCUUUUUGCUUAAUUAAUUCAACAAUCACUUAAAAACUGUAAUGUUUUCUGAAUAAAUCCAGAACUAAUUUUAAAGACGUUGGUUUCCUUUGCAGAAAUGUUGUACUGAAAAUGAUAUAAAAACAAAAAAAAACAAGAAAUACUCAGCAGUUCAGACAGUAUCUGUGGGCAGAAACUGAGUUAAUGUGUUGGUCAGGAUGACUUGAUCCUUUCUUGUGAGAGGUCAUCAACUCGAAGUUAGCUCUGUUUCUCUCUACUGCCUGACCUGCUGAGUACUUCCACGUUUUUGUUUCUGAUUUCCAGCAUCUGUAGUGUUUUAACUUCAUGUCUAAAAUGAUAAGUUGUGGGCAACUGUGGAGGAGGGGCUAGUGACAAAGGGUGGCAUGGUGGAGAAGAGGUACCCAUGUCAAUUGCACCAUCCUAAGUGAAUGUUUGUCCAGUUUUAUUUGGUGAGUGUGGUUAACUGAAGCAAAUAUCAAUUAAACAGCCACUCCCUUACUGUUGUUUCUAGCCUUGCCUGAUAUAGUGGUGCCAGGACACCUGGUAAAGUCUGUCCUCCCAUGCACCCUCUGCCCUGCCCCAAUCAAUAACAAAACCCCUCCCCCACCAACCCAGGAGAAAAUAUAGCAGUGUAAUCUAGUGGUUUAGAUUGAUUGAUUAUUCUAGAGGUGAUUUAUUAAUGCAAGCGAAGCCCUAGAGAAUUAUCCUGUGAACAGUACACGGGUUCUAAACAUCUUUCAACUGAAAUGCUUCAGAUGUUGGAAAUCUAAUAAACGCAAAGUCUAGGAAGUGCGAGGUAAGUCUAGCAGCAUCUGUUUUGAGGGAGAUCAAGUUAACAUUUCUGGUCGAUGACCUGUCAGAACUGGAGAUCUAGAGAUUUUAAAGUAGGGCUUCUGUAGGAAGUAGGAUCAAUUUGUAUCAAAAGAACAAUACAAAGAUUUGAACUUAAUGUAUCUUGUAAAGCACUUUACAUCCAAUGAAGUACUUUUGAAAUGUCAUCACUGGAAUGUAGUAAAUGUGCAUAAUAUGGAUAGCCCCGUCCAGACACAAUGGGCUCAAUGUACUCCUGUGUUGUGACUGCUCUUUGAUUUCUAUAGCUUCCUCCAAAGGUUCUGUACAUAAAUAUUCUAUGAAUAAAUGUGUUGUACUAGCCCUACAGGCUGGAGAA